UGUCACCACCAAACAAGACCAAAUAAUACAGCUGAAGAAUUCAAACUCUUACACUGACAACCACUCAGAAAUGGCAAACACAGGGCUUGGUGUGCCAGUCAAGCUACUCCAUGAGUCCUUAGGACAUAUCGUUACCGUAGAACUCAAGACAGGCCAACUUUAUCGUGGAAAACUCGCUGAAGCCGAAGAUAACUUGAACAUCUCACUCAGAGAUAUAACAGUGACAGGACGAGAUGGCCGUGUAUCACAACUAGAUCAGGUAUAUAUUAGGGGAAGUAUGGUCAGAUUCUUCAUUGUGCCGGAUAUGCUGCAGAAUGCCCCCAUGUUCAAGAGAGUUGGUCCAAAUGCUAUGCGUGGAAGAGGUAUUGGUACUGCACGUGGUCGCGCAACUAUUAUGAGAGGUCCGUUCUUGUGUUUUUCUGUGUCUUAUGAUUCACUGACUGAACAAACUCUUUAGCAAACGGUAUGGUUAAUUUUUUUUCUUCUGGAAUCUGUGAUCUGAUUGAAACUGAUAGCUCGUCGGGGACGUGGCGUCCCUGCCCCAAGAGGCAUCAGGAGGUGAUGUGAUGACGUUCCUGCGACUGCGGUAAAAAUGUA
Molecule: messenger RNA, 597 nt
Organism: Suillus subaureus
Lineage: Eukaryota; Fungi; Basidiomycota; Agaricomycetes; Boletales; Suillaceae
Product: Sm-like ribonucleoprotein
Exons: 3
Coding region: 71-457 (128 amino acids)
Biological process (GO): RNA processing; spliceosomal snRNP assembly
Cellular component (GO): U12-type spliceosomal complex; commitment complex; SMN-Sm protein complex
Molecular function (GO): RNA binding
Source: RefSeq, a predicted model, not a curated record